GUCUCACUGAACCAGAUCGGCCUGGAGGCAAGAAGCAAAAGAAGGAGGAUGCUCAAGUCAUUGAUCGUUUACCCUCGAAGUUCGCGCCAUCUCUGAUGCUGAAGAAAUUGCUGAUGCCCUUUGGGCCUACCGACGAAGACCGCUACUGGUGGGCGCAGGAAGAACCCCAUUUGCUAAAGGAUGGUGCCCUCGAUGUGGACCCUUCGAGGACCUUGAACGACAGUCAGCUCAAAGCACUGGAGUCAGCGGCGGAGAACACCUUGACGUUGAUCCAGGGACCCCCAGGCACUGGGAAGACCACCACCUGCGUGCAGAUCCUACGGCGCUGGGCCAUGACCUUUAAGCGGCCAAACAAGAGCUGUCGAAUCUUGGCCACAAGUGGCUCCAACAUUGCCGUGGACAAUUUGGUAGAAGGCUUGCUGAAGGAGAAUGUGAAGGUGGUCCGCAUCGGCCGCCCGGAGAGCACUCGACCAGAGCUGGCGGCGAGCGCCGUGGAGAACGUGGCCGCGAAGAUGCUCGGGGUCUCAAGCCUCGCAGAGGUCCCAAGUUUCCAUCAGCGGCGCCAAGCCUUGCAUCAAGCGAUACUGGAAGCACAAGUGGUUUGUUGCACAGCAGUGACCGCUGGCGGUGGACUGUUGAGGGAUAUCUACUUCCCUUUGGUCCUGAUUGAUGAAGCUUCGCAAGCCACGGAGCCAGCCACAUUGGUUCCGAUUUGUCACGGCUGCAAGCAGCUGGUCCUUUGUGGAGAUCACUGUCAACUGCCCCCAACUGUCAAGAGCGAGAAGGAGCAUUCGGAAGUGCUGAAGAUGUCGUUGUUUGAGCGUUUGGCACUCACUGGGGUCAAGCCCGUAAUGCUGAACGUGCAGUAUCGGAUGCACCCGUUGCUGUCGGCCUUUCCAUCACAAGCCUUCUAUGAAGGGAAGCUCUUGGAUGCAAUCAUGCAAACUCCAGUUGAGAAGCCUCCCAGCUGGAAGUACAAGCACAACCUGGUGGUCGUACCGGUCUUCGACCAGGAGUCGCCCAAAGGUACAAGUCACAUGAACGAGGGGGAGGCUGAGGUCCUGGUGAAGCACUUGGAGGACUACUUGGAAAAUGGUGGCAGCGAGGAGAGCAUCGGCGUGAUCAGUCCCUACGACUCGCAGGUGAAGCUUUUGCGGCGUAUGCUCAAGAGCCGGCAUAUCAAGACCGGGCUUCAAGGCGUCGAGGUGAAUUCUGUGGAUGGCUUCCAAGGACGUGAGAAGGAGGUCAUCAUGAUCAGUACAGUUCGAUCCAACGAGCAGAACACCACGGGCUUUGUGCGAGACUGGCGCCGUGUGAAUGUCGCCAUGACACGUGCCAAGCCCUUUGGCGACUGA
This is a messenger RNA of Durusdinium trenchii, 1355 nucleotides long. The record is from the annotation of a GenBank genome assembly. NCBI's taxonomy places the organism in Eukaryota, Dinophyceae, Suessiales, Symbiodiniaceae.